UUUUAUUUUUUUAAUCAUUGGAAAAAAUAUCCUUGGGUGAGGGUUAACCAAAAAAAAGAAAAAUGAUAGCAGUACUGUGGAGGUGGACCGUUUCCCUCUCUGUUGAGAUCCUGAUAGAUGGUUAUACAAUAAGCCUUUUUCCUGAUAAUGUGACCUCCCACUCUGACUUCACAGAUGCGCGAAGGAGAGAGAGUGAGAAGUCUCUAGAAAAUGAAACGUUCAAUAAGGAAGAAGACUGUCACUCUCCAACUUCUAAGCCUCCCAAACCUGAACAGCCUCUAAAGGUAAUGCCAGCCCCUCCACCAAAGGAGAAUGCUUGGGUGAAGCGAAGUUCUAACCCUCCUGCUCGAUCUCAGAGCUCAGACACAGAGCAGCAGUCCCCUACAAGUGGUGGGGGGAAAGUAGCUCCAGCUCAACCAUCUGAGGAAGGACCAGCAAGGAUAGCAGAUGAAAAUAAAGUGGAUGGGGUGAGUGUCCCAAAAGGCAAAAGUGGGAACUCCAGUCAUGGUCCAAGAGAUGGAAGAAACAAAGAUCAAUGGAAGGAGUCAGACAGCAAAGAUGCAAAAAGGAUCAAGACUCCCAUUCUGAACCUGAGUAAAUGAAACCUGAAGUAAAUCCAGCUUCCUUCAGUUCUGCAAGCAAGUAUGCCCCUCUCUCCAUUAAUGGUGAAGAUGGAAACGAGGGAGAUUACACUGAACAGACCUCUACAUCCUGUGCUUUCUCUGAGUCUCU
This is a messenger RNA of Miniopterus natalensis, 732 nucleotides long. The record is from RefSeq and is a predicted model, not a curated record. NCBI's taxonomy places the organism in Eukaryota, Metazoa, Chordata, Mammalia, Chiroptera, Miniopteridae.